This is a messenger RNA of Zophobas morio, 1331 nucleotides long. RefSeq lists its product as uncharacterized. Gene Ontology annotation, biological process: synapse organization. The record is from RefSeq and is a predicted model, not a curated record. NCBI's taxonomy places the organism in Eukaryota, Metazoa, Arthropoda, Insecta, Coleoptera, Tenebrionidae. Bases 358 to 1302 code for a protein of 314 amino acids. The transcript is spliced from 6 exons. Gene Ontology annotation, cellular component: neuron projection membrane.
AACUGUCAGAGAAUAGAAGCAGUGGUGGUUCCUGGCUUGAGCUAAACGCACGUGCGUUAGCCCGCAUCCAAAACGGAAAUCGCUGCUUCAUAAUAAAGAUUUUCCGCCAACUUCCUCGGAGGUAUCGUGUUUACACCCUGUCGACUCCAUUUUUGAUUAGUUUAAUUAACCCGGACAAGCGCCAGAGCGCGAACCUACCGCAUCUUAGAGUGAGGAUUUGUUGAAGUCUGAAAGUCGAAAUGAUCUUGAUAAAACACUGCAACUAAUAUCUCUAGGAUAACGAUGUUUAACAAUAAUGAAUGCAUUGUGAUGUUAAAAUGAACUUUCAUUGUGGUGGAGUCUGAACGCAGUUUAAAUAUGGGUGGUGGUUGCAGUGAAGUGCCUUUCAAUGUUCUCAAACUUUUGCAAGUGUGGACGGUUCUGUUAGCUUUUAGCCCAGCAAUGUCAGGAUACUCUUGGUCUAGCACUGCAAAAAGUGUUGUAGACCACAAUUUGGGUUUGUCGCCAGUCUUCGAUGAUUUUACGAUAAGAGAAGUCGAAGCCACCGAGGGUCAAACGCUUCUUUUACCUUGCACCGUCAGAUAUCUUGGCGAUAAAGUUGUGUCUUGGAUUAGAAGCAGAGACUUGCAUAUCCUGACGUCGGGUCGCUUUACGUUCUCCAGCGAUAACAGGUUCGAACCUGUUCCCUCUCCAGCUGGAGAUUUCUGGGGACUCAGGAUAAGAGGUGUUCUCUUAUCUGAUACAGGAAGAUACGAAUGUCAGGUCAAUACCGAUCCGAAGAUGAGUCUAGCCUUCAAUCUUACAGUUUCAGGUGUACGAAAGUUGGAGGACACUAAUUCAAAAUGGGUUGGGCAAGCUCUAAUAAAAGGUCGGAGCGAAGUUUACGUUCGAGAUGGGUCUCCAGUGACCUUCACAUGUGAAAUAUCGCCCUUAUCUGUGGCAUCUCCACAAUCUGGAGCGCAUGGAGUUUUCAUGACCGCUAAACCGAAAGUGCGGUGGUUGCACGACAACAAAGAACUACUCUUUGAAACGACAGACCCUCAUAUUUCCAUGAGAACCCUCUACGGAGAAAUGACUCAGAAAGUGAUUGGCGUACUCAAGAUUUCAAAGGUAUCGUGGAGGGACAGCGGACAAUAUACUUGCCUACAAAUGUCGGUGAAACCCUAUUCGGUCAAACUGUUUGUGGCUGAAAGAGAGCACUCAGAAGCAAUGCAACGCGAUUUUCCCAUGUUAUCAACUGCAAAUCAGUGCUUUUUACAUCUGGGAUAUGUCUUUUUAAUGCUUUUGUAUUUUCCUACUUAGUAUUGUAUGCUACCAACAUAAAUAAAUUA